Messenger RNA from Leptinotarsa decemlineata (Colorado potato beetle), 537 nucleotides. RefSeq lists its product as uncharacterized. NCBI's taxonomy places the organism in Eukaryota, Metazoa, Arthropoda, Insecta, Coleoptera, Chrysomelidae. Gene Ontology annotation, cellular component: extracellular region. Gene Ontology annotation, molecular function: chitin binding. The record is from RefSeq and is a predicted model, not a curated record.
UGAAUAUAUAUAUAUGAGCGCAAAUCGCAAUAUUUAACAGUUUUCAAUUGUAUGCAGUGAGAGCAAUCUAGAAACAUGAAAUAUAUCAUCUUUGCCGCUUUUGUGAUUGGGGCAGUCGAUAUUGCCCUUUCGAGCCCAUUGCCCGAGAAUGGCGGAUCUACUGUCAACUAUGAAGUCAGCACCUUAGAUCCUGAUUGUCCACCACCUGGUAACCAAUCACAAUCUACCUACCUUCCUUACUACUAUGAUUGCUCCAAAUUCUACGAAUGCACAGAUGGAAAAAAAGUUCUGCAAGACUGUCCCGAUGAUCUUUUUUGGAACAUCAAACUCCACGUUUGCGACUAUUACUAUAAUGUAGAUUGCUCUUACGUUUGGUCUUCGACAGGACGACCAUACACCACAUCAGGACCAGGCCCAGUUAUCGACUGCACAGGGGUACAAGAUGGAACUUACUUUGCAGACCCAAGGUUCCAACUCUAUCACCGAGUAGGAAUAGAACAGUUCAUAUGCUCUGCCCCGUAUGCCGAUGUUUUCUAA